Messenger RNA from Mangifera indica (mango), 2731 nucleotides. Its product is annotated as ubiquitin carboxyl-terminal hydrolase 21-like. Gene Ontology annotation, cellular component: nucleus; cytosol. The record is from RefSeq and is a predicted model, not a curated record. NCBI's taxonomy places the organism in Eukaryota, Viridiplantae, Streptophyta, Magnoliopsida, Sapindales, Anacardiaceae. The transcript has 8 exons. Gene Ontology annotation, molecular function: cysteine-type endopeptidase activity; cysteine-type deubiquitinase activity. Gene Ontology annotation, biological process: protein deubiquitination. The coding region runs from base 246 to 2444 and encodes 732 amino acids.
UUCAACCAUAAUUCUUUUUGGCUUAGGCAAGAGAAGCCGAAAAAAUGGCGGCUUAGUUUUCCCUCUCUUUUCAAAAACCUCUCUAAAUACUUCCCGCUUCUUCAGAAACCCUAAAAUUCUCUUUCCAAAUUUUAAAUCCCUCUCAUUCAAUUCCUUACUGCUGUAAACAUUAGCUCGAAACGAAUCUCUGAUUCUCUUUUAUCGAUUUCUUUGAAUCCACUCUCUAUAUCAAUUUCGCUUACUCUAUGAAUACCCUUUUGAUCGAAACCCUAGAACCUGACUCUGGUCCUGGUCCUUCUCAAAAUCUUUAUCACUCGCCGCGUAAAGAGACUCUAAAUGACCGUUCGUUGGUUUCUUUAUCUUCUAAUCGAGAUGGGUCUUCAUCAAUUUCGGCUGUAGUCCCUUCUGCUUCAAAAACCCUUGAUGGGUCUUCAUCAAUGGAAGAGAGUGAAACUCCCGACGAUAAUCAAGAUGGCUGUCAAUCUUUGAUUCGUUAUGGGCCUCAGCCUUUGAGUAUCGAUGGAUCUUCGGAAUCAGUGGGUCCCCAAGAACAUCAAUUAGACUGUGAUGUUGAAGAAGAAGAUAAUUACGAAGAAGUUUAUCGCGAUUCCUUGCAACCGAACUUGAACUCACGGUUAGAGAAGGUGUGGCCUAGUAGCAACAUUCCGUGUCCGUCUAGCGGAGAAUUUUUACAAAUCAGGCCCACUGGAGUGGGGGCAGGCCUUGAAAAUUUAGGGAACACAUGCUUUAUCAAUGCAAUAUUGCAAUGCUUCACUCAUACUGUGCCCUUUGUUCAACGUCUUCGUACUUGCAAUCACGUAAAGCCGUGUGAUGGUGCUAUUGAAGGAUUCUGUGUCAUUUGUGCUCUUUGUGAUCAGAUUGACCUUUCAUUAGUGUCUUCAGGGAAAGUUGUCUCUCCCUCAAAACUUGUGGAUAAUUUGCACUACAUUUCAUCUUCUUUUGAGAGAUAUCAGCAAGAAGAUGCCCAUGAGUUCCUGCAGUGUUUGUUAGAUAGACUUGAAAGAUGCUGUUUGAACUCUAAGAAAAUCGAUGAGAGUUUGUCUUGCAAAGAUAACAACAUAGUGGAGCAGGUUUUUGGUGGCCGCCUCAUUAGUAAAUUGCAAUGCUGCAAUUGUGGCCAUUGUUCUGACACAUAUGAACCACUGAUUGACCUGAGUUUGGAGAUUGAAGAGGUUGGCUCUCUUGAAGCUGCACUGGAAUCUUUCACCAAGCUGGAAAGGAUUGAAGAUCCAGAGACAAAGUUUACUUGCGAGAACUGUAAGGAAGAAGUGUCAGUGGAAAAGCAGCUUAUGCUGGACCAGGCUCCUUUGGUUGCUGCAUUUCAUUUGAAAAGAUUCAAAACUGAUGGAUCCUAUAUUGUGAAGAUUGAUAAGCAUGUUGAAUUCCCUUUGGAGCUUGACUUGAGGCCCUACACCAAUGAUGGUCAAAAUAGUGAUGUGGUGUUAAAGUAUCAUCUAUAUGCAAUUGUGGAGCACACUGGGUGUUUACCAACUUAUGGGCAUUACUUCUCUUACAUUCGAUCUUCUCCAGACACAUGGCACAAGCUGAAUGAUUCAAGGGUUACAAGGGUCGAUGAGGAUGUUGCUCUCUCCCAGGAUGCCUACAUUCUGUUCUAUGCUAAGCAGGGCACCCCGUGGUGUGUGAGUUUGUUGGAAGCUGAGAAGUGCCUGGAUACCUUUUCCAAUUUAUCACCAAAGUCAGUUCUUGAUAAUAUGGACGGUGGUUUUACUCACUAUUGUAGGGCAACAAAUGCUGAAAUCAAUGAAUCCAGAGAUACUUAUGGAGGUAGUUCAAGCCAUUUCUCAUGUGAAACAAGACCAGAGGCUCUUAAGGUCAAUGAAACUAGUGAUGCUGUGGAGGUAAUUUCUGCAUCUUUUAUCACAGGUUCAAGGCAGAAUGUAUCCAAAUUUGAGACUAGAGAUGAUUCUCCCUUGAUUGAUGCUUUGAAGCCCCUUACAAAGAGUGAUUGUCAUGGAGUCUUUUCGAGUGAGAAAUUAGAUAAUUUGCCCUCUCAUGAGGAAAGUAAGAGCUCUCAGGGUGUUGGCAAAGUUAACAGCAAUGAUUGUUUCCGUCCUUUGACACCAUCCCGAUCUCCUAGUCCAGAUGAUUAUCCUAAUAAGCCUUCAGAAACCUAUGCUGCCCCUCGAGAGCAUCUAAAACUGGAUCAUUCUAAAUUGGAGGAUCAAGUAAAUGGCAAAAGACAAUUGGAAAGGGAUGGUAAGGCUUUUGAGAGACAGGAAGCUAUUCGCUGCCUUAAGAGGAAUAUGACUGGCUCAAGGUGCUUGAAACUUAUGGCUGCUAUAAAUGAUGAUUCUAUGAACAAGAAAAGAAGACUUAAGUCAUCUCCAUGUAAAAGGUCCAGCCCACGAAGUGCUCGCCGCAAACACAGCCAAAGCUUGGUCAUGCGGCGUGUGGCAAUAUGAAGCUGAGAAGUUACAGAAAUGAUAGAUUUUAAGGUUGAGGCGCCUAAUAUUAUACUGAAUGUUACAUUGGUCUUGUGUCUACAGGAAAAAUGUAAAGUUCAGUUUUAAUGCGAUGAAUCAUUUUGCUGUUAUAUUCUUGGAAGUAGGAUAAAAAUUUUUAGUUUCUAAAUGAGCUGAAUUGCUCAAUUGUCUUACUACCCCAGGCAUUGCUACGAGUUGGCCUUGUUGUGAAGCACUGGUAGUAAUAACUUAUAAUCCAAGAAGGCUUCAUGUCUUUCAUUUUAACA